Molecule: messenger RNA, 5252 nt
Organism: Salmo salar (Atlantic salmon)
Lineage: Eukaryota; Metazoa; Chordata; Actinopteri; Salmoniformes; Salmonidae
Source: RefSeq, a predicted model, not a curated record
UUCGGUUCAUCUGACUGAGUUCGUCAAAGAGAUUGCAAAAAAGUCAAAUAGUCAAAUAGGUUUAGUGAAAUGUACACAUGUACACUAAGGCAAUGUCCAAUGGAGAUUUUUAUUUUUCAAGUCAUGGUUUCAUCUACCCAAAUGCAAACUGUUUAAGUUUUGUUUCUCCAGAUUUCUUGCCGUUGGAAAAUCGUGUUGUUUUUCAGCAACUGUUUCUCUGUAACUCAAAAGGACCUUUGCACUCACUCCAGUAAGUCUAGUCUGGUUAUUGAAUGUGUUGGUUGUAGUAGUGGAGAUUAUUCCCACAGCAUAACACCCACUGUGGUCAACACUGAGGCUUUGGCUAUGCCAUGUUGUGAAACUGGACAAACCUAAAUCAGACUGACUCAUUUAUUGCAAUGUACACACAGAGAAAGAACAGGGUUAGCAGAGCUUGCGUUCGUUAGUGCAUACAAUGGAAAAUGUUUUAAAAUGCUUUGCAAUGGAACAUGAAAUUAAGUGUUACUUACUGGACAAGCCGCAGUAGUCCCUCCCUGUUCUAGUCAGUUUUUUUCCUGUUUGGUGCCUAAUGAACAUGUCCCAGGCCUUUCCUCUUACGCUGUCCAAAGCUGAGUUCUCUCGGGAGGUCUCUCUUUGGCAUGCAGAAGAAGGAGGGGCAGAGAAAGAAAGCUAUGGCUGAAAGAGAAACAGUGAGAAAGCAGAGGGGCAGGCUCAUUCCUGAAGAGAAAGCAACAUAAGUCAAUCUACCUUGGAUACAAAUAAUUGCUUUUACUCUGUGGAAAAGUAGCGACUUUUGGUAGUAAUGGAGGGAAAAAAACAAGCUUGGUUGCCAAAAACAUUUCAGACUGUCUUGUCAGAAUGGAUUCUGAUUGGCUGGGAGUAGACCCAGUAGUGGGACGGCCCGAUACACUUCCCAACCUCUGGGUUUCUGUUUAUCCAAAGUCCAUUCCCCCUGGACUUUUGGUUUGAGCCUACGAGUUGCAACUUUCCCUAUGUUAUACCCUCUCUCUAACCCAAUAGCCUUGACAGUGAGAAAUGUAUGUUCACGUUUAAUCCGGAGUAGGCAGGAAUGCCACGGAAAAGUCCAUAGACUGUGAUAAGAUACUGCUGGAAGCCUCCCCAGUUGCACUGAGAGAGAGAACGAGAGACAGAGAGUGAGAAAGAGUGGGCGCCACACACACACACACACACACACACACACACACACACACACACACACACACACACACACACACACACACACACACACACACACACACACACACACACACACACACACACACUGAUAGGAGGAGUUGCCUAGACCACUAUGUUGGAGUGUGGAUCACUUGGUGGCUGACCUGGUCCUCAAGAGACUAGAUCCACUUCUGGACAUUGCAUUAACUCUGUUGUCAGCCAUGCUUUCCUUCGCCGCCCUCACCCUCCGUCUAGGGUCCACAAGAUGCAGAGGAGGCAGACACAACCUGGCGACAGUUGUCUCGGGCAACAAGACGUCUCAGCUGGUGAGGGAAAGGUUGAAAGAAGACUUGGACAAGAUGAGGGGCCAGUUCCCUGGCUUCCGGCCAGGUCUGGUAGUGUUGCAGGUGGGUGACAGAGACGAUUCUAACCUCUACAUUAGCAUGAAGCUAAAAGCCGCAGCUAAGAUUGGAAUCAAUGCCAACCAUGUCAGACUGCCAAAGACUGCAACAGAGGAUGAGGUCCUCCGUAGAAUUGUAGAGGUCAAUGAGAACCCAGAGGUCCACGGCCUCAUUGUCCAGCUGCCCCUGGACUCUAUCAACCCCAUGGACACAGAGAAGGUGACUAAUGCCGUGGCCCCAGAAAAGGAUGUGGAUGGGCUGACCAGUAUCAACGCGGGGAAGCUCUCUCGGGGGGACCUGCGGGACUGUUUCAUCCCCUGUACUCCUAAAGGCUGCAUGAAGCUCAUUAGUCAGACAGGCACGUCAGUGGCAGGGAAGAACGCUGUGGUGAUUGGCCGUAGCAAGAUUGUGGGAGCGCCUAUGCACGACCUCCUUCUAUGGAGCCAUGCAACCGUGACCACCUGUCAUUCCAAAACAACUGACCUGGCUGCACAAGUGGGAAGGGCAGACAUAUUGGUGGUGGGUGCAGGCAAGGCGGAGAUGGUGAAAGGCGAGUGGUUGAAGGAGGGUGCUGUGGUUAUCGACUGUGGCAUCAACCACAUCCCAGAUAACAGCAAAGAAAAUGGGAUGCGAGUGGUGGGGGACGUGCAUUACCCCUCUGCCAAGGAGAAGGCUGGGUUCAUUACCCCUGUGCCCGGGGGAGUGGGACCAAUGACCGUUGCUAUGCUCAUGGAGAACACUGUCCAGAGUGCAAAGCGCUUUCUCAAGACGUACCAGCCAGGAAAGUGGAACAUUUCCUACACCAAGCUAAAGCCACAGAAACCUCAACCCAGUGACACCGCGAUCGCACACUCCUUCACGCCAAAGACAAUUGGCUGUCUGGCCCGGGAGGUUGGCCUCUUCUCAGAGGAGGUGGAGCACUACGGGACGACCCGAGCCAAAGUUCGUCUGGAGGCCUUGAACCGCCUCAAGACACAGCCUGAUGGGAAAUAUUUGGUGGUCACAGGGAUCACACCCAUGCCACUGGGUGAGGGAACGACAACCACCACCCUGGGGUUGGCACAGGCCCUAGGGGCACACCUUCAUGUCAACAGUUUUGCCUGUGUGCGCCAACCCAGCCAGGGCUCAAACUUUGGGGUCAAAGGUGGUGCUGUUGGAGGUGGUUAUUCCCAAGUCAUUCCUAUGGAAGAGGUCAGUCUCCACCUCACCAGUGACACACAAGCUGUCAUGGCAGCCAGUAGCCUGGUGGUGGACACCAUCAAUGCACGUGUGUUAUCCGAGUCAACACAGUCAGAUAAGGCUCUCUUUGAUUGGCUGGUGCCACUGAGGGAUGGUCACAGGAAGUUCUCCCUGUCCCAACUCAAUAGGCUGAAGAGACUGGGUAUAGAGAAACCAGAAACCCUGAAACCAGAGGAGAUAUACCGAUUUAUUCGUUUGGACAUUGAUCCAGAGACCAAGACGCUGAGUGGAUCUGUGGCCAGUGAGAUGAUGGCGGUGUUGGCCCUCAGUACCAGUCUGGGAGACAUGACGCGUCGCUUGGCCAGGAUGGUGGUGGCCUACAGCCGCAAGGGGAAGCCCGUCACAACAGAGGACCUGGGUAUUAGUGGAGUGUUGGCCACGUUGAUGAGAGAUGCUGUGAAGCCCAGUCUAAUGCAGACCAUGGAGGGGACACCUGUGUUUGUUCACACCUGUCCAUUGUCAGAUAUUGCCCAGGGCAACUCAUCCAUCCUGGCUGACCAGAUCGCCUUAAAGCUGGUGGGCCCAGAGGGGUUUGUGGUCACCGAGGCAGAAGGAGGUGCUGAAUUAGGCAUGGAGAAGUUCUUCGACAUCAAGUGUCGCUCUUCGGGCCUGCAUCCUGACGUGGUGGUGAUGGUGGCUACAGUUCAUGGCCUGAAGAUUCAUGGGGGCGGACCUGCGGUCACGGCAGGUUCAGCCAUGCCGAAGGAGUACUCAGCGGAGAACCUGACGUUACUGGAAAAUGGCUGCAGCCACUUGAAGAGGCAGCUGGAGAAUGCCCGGGCCUUUGGCUUACCUGUCGUUGUAGCCAUCAACACCUUCAGCACCGACACCGAUGCAGAGUUGGGCCUGGUCUGUGAGCAAGCUAAACUGGCGGGGGCCUUGGAGGCGGUGCCAUGCUCACACUGGGCUGAAGGGGGUGCCGGAGCGGUGGCGCUGGGUCAGGCGGUACAGAGGGCAGCUGAGAUACCACACCAGAUGAACUUCCUGUAUGACCUGGAGAUGCCCAUUGAUGACAAAAUCAGAGCAAUAGCCAAGUCAAUGUAUGGAGCGGAUGAUGUGGAGCUCCUUCCUCAGGCCCAACAGAAGGUGGCGCUGUUCUCAAAACAAGGCUUGGGCAACCUGCCCAUCUGCAUGGCAAAGACCCACCUGUCCCUGUCCCAUGACCCAGAGAGGAAAGGGGUGCCCACCGGCUUUACCUUGCCCAUCAGGGACAUCCAUGCCAACUUGGGUGCUGGUUUUCUCUACCCCUUGGUUGGCACGCCUGAACAUACAUCUCCGAGGCCUAAUAGCAAAAAAGCCAGGAUGGUGCGCACUAAACAGAUGCUGUCACGUAUACGCCGGGAGUCAGGAAGCAAGUACAGAAGACGAGUGUACCACCCCAAUCUCCAGCCUUCUCCUGUUUCUAUGACAACGACUUCAGCACCGAGAGCAAAUAGUCCCUGCCUUCUCUCGGGUUUCACAGGGCAACGGGCUGAAUGACUAAAUCGCCAUCUCUACUUUGUUUGACAUAAUCGAAUUAUAAUUAAAUGGAAUCAAAAACGUGAAUUCACUUACAGUCAUGAGAGGUUGUGUUGUGCCUCCGCUCUUGUGAGUAAUUUGAUCUCGUUUCUCAUUUGAAUAGUAACGUUUCUCACGUUGAAUCCAAUUCAGUUUGAAAGCCAAUGGUAAAAUAUGUAUGCAUCCCAAAUGGCACCCUAUUCCUUAUUUAGUACACUACGGUUGACCAGGGCCCUAUGGUCAAAAGUAGUGCACUAAAUAGGGAAUAUGGUGAAAUUUGGGCCGUAGACAAGGUCUGUGUAAGGCUUUGAAAAUGUGUUUUUAUUAAGCAUUUUAUUGCUGACCGUAUUGGUUCCCUGCUGCACCUGUUUGUCAGUGUGUAACUCAUUUUCUCUAUCUAUCUCUCUAUCUAUCUCUCUAUCUCUCUAUCUCUAAGGAAAAAUGAUUAUCUCGAUAUCCUCAUAGGAUAACCGUUUUUUGUUCUAUGCACAACCUUCGGGUUCCAUGAACCGAAAAGGGUUUUACCUGAAACCAAAAGGGUUCUACCUGCAACCGAAAAUAAUGAUUCAAAUGGUUAUCCUAUGGGGACAGCCAAAUAACCCUUUUAGGUUCUAGAAAGCACCUUUUUUUCUAAGAGUGUACCCCCAUUCCUUUUUUCCACAUCACUUCUCUCCCUCCCCUGUGUUUCUUGCCUGUCUCUUUUUACCAUUGAUAACUGUAAUAGAACCAAACCAAAGUUCCUCAACCCUGGUCCCGGGGAACCCACAGGGUGUGCAGGCAUCAGGCGACUUUGCUAGUGCUGGGCUGGAACAAAAUCCUACACACGCUGUGGUUGAAGGACACUGCCUCUACACACAGUACCAUUAUCUACCACACACUCAGUAAAUCAGCUAGCUACCAUUCUUUUUAGAUAUACUGUAACAACCCCUUUGAUUAAAU